GCUCGGCGGGCAGAGCCUCCAGCACUGCCGCCGCCGCCGCCGGAGCCGGAGCCGGAGCCGGAGCGGGCUGGGCCGCCGAGGCAAGAUGGUGGACUACAGCGUGUGGGACCACAUCGAGGUGUCUGACGAUGAGGACGAGACGCACCCCAACAUCGACACGGCCAGCCUCUUCCGCUGGCGGCACCAGGCCCGGGUGGAGCGCAUGGAGCAGUUCCAGAAGGAGAAGGAGGAGCUGGACAGGGGCUGCCGCGAGUGCAAACGCAAGGUGGCCGAGUGCCAGCGGAAGCUGAGGGAGCUGGAGGUGGCGGAGGGCGAGGGCAGCCGGGCGGAGCUGGAGCGGCUUCAGGCCGAGGCGCAGCAGCUGCGCAAGGAGGAGCGGAGCUGGGAGCAGAAGCUGGAGGAGAUGCGCAAGAAGGAGAAGAGCAUGCCCUGGAACGUGGACACGCUCAGCAAGGACGGCUUCAGCAAGAGCAUGGUCAAUGUGAAGCCCGAGCCGGCGGAGGAGUCAGAGGAGGCGAGGGAGCAGAAACACAAAACCUUCGUAGAGAAGUACGAGAAGCAGAUCAAACACUUCGGCAUGCUCCGCCGCUGGGACGACAGCCAGAAGUACCUGUCGGACAACGUCCACCUGGUGUGCGAGGAGACAGCCAACUACCUGGUCAUCUGGUGCAUCGACCUGGAGGUGGAGGAGAAAUGCGCCCUCAUGGAGCAGGUGGCCCACCAGACCAUCGUCAUGCAGUUCAUCCUGGAGCUGGCCAAGAGCCUGAAGGUGGACCCCCGCGCCUGCUUCCGGCAAUUCUUCACCAAGAUUAAGACGGCCGACCGGCAGUACAUGGAGGGCUUCAACGAUGAACUGGACGCCUUCAAGGAGCGCGUGCGCAGCCGCGCCAAGCUGCGCAUCGAGAAGGCCAUGAAGGAGUACGAGGAGGAGGAGCGCAGGAAGCGGCUGGGCCCCGGCGGCCUGGACCCCGUGGAGGUCUACGAGUCCCUGCCAGAGGAGCUCCAGAAAUGCUUCGACGUCAAGGACGUGCAGAUGCUCCAAGAUACCAUCAGCAAGAUGGACCCCACCGACGCAAAGUACCACAUGCAGCGCUGCAUUGACUCCGGCCUCUGGGUCCCCAACUCCAAAUCCAGCGACACCAAGGAGGGGGAGGAGGCGGGCCCCGGGGACCCUCUGCUGGAAGCCGCCCCCAAGCCAGGCGACGAGAAGGAUGUCAGCGCGUGACCCACCCCAGCCGCCUCCUGCCUGCCUGCAGGCCCCCGUGCGCCCCUUUCAGAAAACAAAAAUAGAUGCCAUCUCCCCCGCUCCUGGCUUCCUCCACUUCCGCUGCCCUUCCCCCAGCACGGGGGGCUGUCCCCCCGCCCUACCCCCCAGCGCUCAUCCAAGUCUCUGCUUUGAGUCAAGGGGCUUCACUGCCUGCAGCCCCCCGUCAGCAUUAUGCCAAAGGCCCGGGGGUCUGGGGAAGGGCAGGGGUCGCCAGGCUGGUCCACGGGGUGGGAGGAGGGCCCUCGCUGAGGGGCCACUCCAGUCCCCGUGGGCUCUGUUUUCCCCGUCUGUCUGCUGUCUUCUCUAUGGUAAACAGCAAUGAUCUUCCAAUAAAGGAUUUCAGGUGUUGCAA
Molecule: messenger RNA, 1619 nt
Organism: Equus quagga
Lineage: Eukaryota; Metazoa; Chordata; Mammalia; Perissodactyla; Equidae
Gene: CDC37
Product: cell division cycle 37, HSP90 cochaperone
Exons: 8
Coding region: 86-1225 (379 amino acids)
Biological process (GO): protein folding; protein stabilization
Cellular component (GO): cytoplasm
Molecular function (GO): protein-folding chaperone binding; heat shock protein binding; protein kinase binding
Source: RefSeq, a predicted model, not a curated record